AUGGCGCGUAAGAAGAAGGGUAAGACGAAGGGGAAGUCCUCCAAAGCUAUCCGCUCUGCACCUGCAGCAGCGGUUCCAUCCUCCUCCUCGCCGCCAGAAACCACGUCAACCUCAACUGCGCCGCAAACCGGAAUCCCGUUCUUCGACAAGUUUCCCCCGGAGGUUCGCAUUCUCAUCUACGAGUUGGCGUACACUGACGAAGAGCCGCUGAAAGUGAAGCCGAAGCGUAACACCCGCACUACGCGUCGCGACAUCGCACCCGAGAAGACCAGCGCGCAGAUGUGCAUCCUCAACCGCUUGAUGGUGUCCAAGACAUGGUUCAACGAAGCCGUCAAGAUCUUCGCAAGCUGCACCACCUUCGUGUUCCUCAAAUUCGACGUGAUGAUUCAAAUCAUCAUCGGCCUUCCCCCCUACUUCCACAACAACAUCACCAAGCUCGAGUGGAGAAGCAACCAUUGCUCCGCUUACAUUAAGACCAACAUGGCCGAUAUGGAGAUGUUCUCGAGGGCGUUGCCAAGAUUGAAGUCCAUGGGCGUUCACCGCUCCCUGGACCUCCAAUACCGCCGUCGGUGGAGCCCAAGUUGGCCCGUUGCCGAUGUUCAGGAUUUCGAAUACGCAGCUCGGCGCCAGAAGUGGUGUCCAUUACUUCGCACUCUGAGGGGGUUGAAGGAAUUUCACUUUCUUCGCCUGGACUACAGCUUUCGCUUUGGGAUCAAAGGUCAGAACGAGGUCGCUUGGGAGGCGUGGAUGGCGGCGGAGGUGACGAAGCCAAAGGGAACUUGA
Molecule: messenger RNA, 783 nt
Organism: Ramularia collo-cygni
Lineage: Eukaryota; Fungi; Ascomycota; Dothideomycetes; Mycosphaerellales; Mycosphaerellaceae
Exons: 3
Coding region: 1-783 (260 amino acids)
Source: RefSeq, a predicted model, not a curated record